Funneliformis geosporum is the source of this 416-nucleotide messenger RNA. NCBI's taxonomy places the organism in Eukaryota, Fungi, Glomeromycota, Glomeromycetes, Glomerales, Glomeraceae. The record is from the annotation of a GenBank genome assembly.
UCUGGCAUAGCAGGACUCCAACUUCAAGCCAAAGAAAUAUGGGUACGCUAUAAUGAUGAAUGCGUCUCUAUCAAACAAAAUAGUCUGGAAGAUUUAGCGGUAUCUUAUGUGGAUGAUCUGAAAGGGAUAAUCAAAAAUCAUUCUUCAAGUGAUGAGGAAGAAGAAGAUGUGAGUCAUGUUGAACCAAAUCGUAUUGAAGAAGCAUUUCAAGUUGAAUACCAAGUCACAACCUUAGAAACUUUCUAUUCGCGACUAAAACAAUUUCAUGAUGAAUGGUACAAGCAGAUAAAACCACACUCUUAUGCAGAUGCUGUGAAGGAAUGUUUCCCUAGUUCACCAUUAACAUGUUUGCAAAAAGUUCCUCUGAAGUCAUUUUUAAAGUCCUUAUUAUGCGAAAAAAUAGAUGGUCUUGAUGA